AAAACCAAAAUCAAAUAACCCUCUUUCAAUUUAGGGUUUCAACCUCAAAGCUAGCAUUUCUCACAAAACAAAGAGAGAAGAGAAUUAACCAAAUCAAACAAAGAUGCCGAAGAACAAGGGUAAGGGAGGUAAGAAUCGGAAGAGAGGAAAGAACGAAGCUGACGAUGAGAAAAGAGAGCUAGUUUUCAAAGAAGAUGGACAGGAAUAUGCUCAGGUUUUACGUAUGCUUGGUAAUGGACGUUGUGAAGCUAUGUGUAUUGAUGGAACAAAGCGUCUUUGUCAUAUACGUGGUAAGAUGCAUAAAAAAGUUUGGAUCGCUGCUGGUGACAUCAUCCUUGUUGGUCUUCGUGAUUAUCAGGACGACAAAGCUGAUGUGAUCUUGAAGUACAUGCCUGACGAGGCCAGGUUAUUGAAGGCAUAUGGAGAGUUGCCAGAGAACACAAGACUUAAUGAGGGCAUUACUGGUGGGCUGGAUGAAGAAGAAGAGGGCGCUGGUGAUGACUACAUUGAGUUUGAGGAUGAAGACAUUGACAAAAUCUAAAUCUGAACGCAAAGCUGCUGUUACUGAGGUCCGUUAUAGGCCUUACUAAUGUUUUUGUGGAGCUUUUUCCAUAAACAUUGAGAGAGUAUCUUGUGUAUCGUUUGAAGUUAUGUAAUCAAACUUUGUGCAUUGUGAGAUUUGUAUGAAGAUUUGUGCUUUCAUGAAAUGAAUGCAAUAUUCUAGCUGGUGUCUAUUCAGUUA
Molecule: messenger RNA, 742 nt
Organism: Nicotiana attenuata
Lineage: Eukaryota; Viridiplantae; Streptophyta; Magnoliopsida; Solanales; Solanaceae
Product: eukaryotic translation initiation factor 1A
Exons: 2
Coding region: 104-541 (145 amino acids)
Biological process (GO): translational initiation
Cellular component (GO): cytoplasm
Molecular function (GO): RNA binding; translation initiation factor activity
Source: RefSeq, a predicted model, not a curated record